AUUCACUCAUCUGUGCGGCGCCUCGAGGCGGAGAUCUGCCCGCCCUCCGUCGCCUCUGCCUCUGCGAUGCCUUUUGCCUUUGCCAUGCGCCCGCUUUCGGCAGCCUUACGGCGCUGGGGAUCGCGUCUAGCGUAUACGGGUCCUGUACUGUGUAGGUCCAUGAGCCUCAGCCACGAUGGUUACCCCAGACGCGCAAAGAUCAUCUUACGAAGAGCCGAGAAAGCAGAGGAGAGUGGAGGAGACGGGCAACAGCGGGCCUCUAAAAUUGAGCAAUUGCUUAGCGGCGACUCGUCGGUCUUGGUAAACUCUUUCCCGACACGUUGUCGCUUGAUAACGCGGCGGCCUCCUCGACGAACGGGGACUUCAAACUCCCCCAAGAGUCUUGGUACAGACCCAUCAGUCGCGAACGCGAGCACGCUACAACUGCCGAAGCCUCGCCAGGAAACUGAGCCUGGUCGCGACCUCAGGAUCUGCACGAGCCACCUGCCUCCAUCACAUCAGUCACAUUGGCCGCUGCCUAUCCUUUCAUUUACAGCUUAAGAGCAGCUCACCCAAGCUUUAUCCCAAGCCUUUUCUCCUUUGCACUUCCCUAAUUUCUCUGUGUGCUGUUCCUGCAGAUGUUUCAAAGCACUCCAGUUCGCCACGGCUCUGCCCACAAUGUUCCCACCAUGCCUGUCAU
This is a messenger RNA of Paraphaeosphaeria sporulosa, 679 nucleotides long. RefSeq lists its product as uncharacterized. NCBI's taxonomy places the organism in Eukaryota, Fungi, Ascomycota, Dothideomycetes, Pleosporales, Didymosphaeriaceae. The record is from RefSeq and is a predicted model, not a curated record. The transcript has a single exon. Bases 67 to 540 code for a protein of 157 amino acids.